AUGCCUCCCAGAAGACAAAACCGUGCAAACAACCGUGAUGGUAACAAUGAUAAUAACAAUCCAGAACCUACAAUGGCCCAAAUUCUUCAGAUCUUGGCCCAACAGACUGCCAACCUGACUCAGCAGCAGGAAAGGCAGGCUAAUCCCCAGGUUACUUUCAAAAACUUUCAGUCUGUUAAUCCCCCAGAGUUUAAGGGUUCAGCGGACCCUAUUGAGGCUAGGAUAUGGUUGAAGGAAAUUGAAAAGGCAUUUAUGUUGGUUAAAGUGAGAGAUGAGCAGAAGACUGAGUUUGCUAGUUAUUAUCUGAAGGAGGAGGCCACCUAUUGGUGGGAGUCUGUGAGAGCAAUGGAAGGGACAGAGGAUGUUACCUGGGAUAGGUUUAAGGAGUUGUUUUUGGAGAAAUACUUUCCUCAAUUUCUCCAGGAUCGAAUGGAGUUACAGUUUUUAGAAUUGAAGCAAGGGGAUAUGUCAGUGGCUGAGUAUGAGAAAAAGUUUGCUGAGUUGGCUAGGUUUGUUCCAACCUAUGUAGAUACCGACAGGAAAAGAGCUAAGAGAUUUCAACAGGGGUUAAAAGCAUGGAUCAGGGGAAAACUAGCCAUAUUGGAAUUAGAUACUUAUGCAGCUGUAGUUCAGAAGGCAAUGAUAGCAGAAACGGAAAGCGAAAUGUCUCAGAAAGAGAAAGAGGGAAAGAAGCGUAAGCCAGAGCAUCACGAGGGACAGUUUCAGCAGGGAAGGUUUCAGAACUUUAAUAACCCGAAGAAGGGGAAAUUUCAGCAGGGGAGAAAUCCCACUUUUAAGAAGCCAGAUGUAGGUGGUAGUGGACAAGGUAACCGUCCAGCUAUUGGAAAUCAACCAAGGCCUCCACUGCCGGAGUGCCAGAUAUGUGGAAAGAGGCACGGGGGAAUCUGUAAUAGAUUGAAUGUAGUGUGUUAUAAGUGUAAUCAGAAAGGACACUAUUCUAGAGAAUGUCAGAACCCACCAGCACGGACCCCAAUGAUUCGAGAUCAACCAGCAAGGAACCAACUCAAUAGGACUCCAGCAGCUGGGAUAACAUGUUUUAGGUGUGGAAAACCAGGACACAUGGUGAAGGAUUGCAAGGUACCAGCUCCAGGUAACCCUACACUUAGAAUUAUGGGAUCCACUCCAGUAGUCCCAGAAGUUCCUAAAGCCAGAACCUACAACAUGACUAUGAGGGAUGCAGUCCAGGAUGCAGAUGUGGUGGCAGGUACGCUUACUGUGAAUUCUUUAUGUGCCAAGGUUUUGAUUGAUUCUGGAGCUACUAGAUCGUUUAUUUCUGAAUAUUUUGUGCCUAAGUUAAGUCGUCCCAUAGAAUUGCUUAAUGAGGUUAUGAAUAUAGAGUUGGCUAAUCAGGAACGUGUCCCUGUUAGCCAAGUUUAUAGGAAUUGUGAAGUUGAGAUCUUAGGAAAUAAGUUUUGUGCCGACUUGAUACCUUUCAAGUUGGGAGAGUUUGAUGUUAUUUUAGGGAUGGAUUGGUUAUCGAAGCAUAAUGCUCAGAUAGAUUGUCGUAGUACAAAGGUGAUAUUAAAAACACCGAAUGAGAAGACGAUAGUAUUUCGAGGACAGAAACAGGUAAAGAAGUUUUUGACUAUGAUUCAAACGAAGAGAUUGUUGCGUCAAGGUUGUGAAGCUUAUAUAGCGUAUGUAACUGAUCAGAGUCGAGAACUUGUGAAGCUUGAAGAUAUUCCGGUAGUAAACGAGUUCCCAGAUGUAUUUCCAGAUGAGUUACCCGGAUUACCUCCAGAUAGAGAAAUUGAAUUUGCAAUAGAUUUAGCACCUGGAACCGAACCAGUAUCUAAAGCCCCAUAUAGAAUGGCACCAGUAGAAAUGAAAGAAUUGGCAACCCAGUUACAAGAUUUGUUAGAGAAGGGAGUGGUUAGACCCAGUGUAUCCCCGUGGGGAGCACCAGUGUUGUUUGUGAAGAAGAAGGAUGGUAGUAUGAGGUUAUGUAUCGAUUACCGGGAACUUAAUAAGUUAACCAUUAAGAAUAGAUACCCAUUACCCCGUAUAGAUGAUUUGUUUGAUCAAUUGAAGGGAGCGAGAUGUUUUUCGAAGAUUGAUUUAAGGUCGGGAUACCAUCAGCUAAAGAUUAAACAAGAAGAUAUACCUAAAACAGCUUUUAGAACCCGAUAUGGCCACUAUGAGUUUUUAGUGAUGGCCUUUGGAUUAACCAAUGCCCCCGCAGCUUUUAUGGACCUAAUGAACAGAGUCUUUAAACCAUAUUUGGAUAAAUUUGUGAUUGUAUUCAUAGAUGAUAUUUUGAUUUAUUCCAAAACCACUGAGGAUCAUGCAACCCACUUAAGGAUGGCUUUAGAGACAUUGAGAAGAGAGAAGUUGUAUGCUAAGUUUUCAAAGUUCAGUAAAGAAGGAAUUAAAGUAGAUCCCUCCAAGAUUGAGGCAAUUAUGAAUUGGGAAAGGCCAAGGACACCAACAGAAGUUAGAAGUUUCUUGGGUUUGGCAGGUUAUUAUAGAAGAUUUGUCCAAGAUUUCUCAAGGAUUGCUGUACCAAUGACGAGGCUUACCCGGAAAGAAGAAAAGUUUGUGUGGACUGAAAAGUGUGAAGAAAGUUUCCAAGAAUUGAAGAAAAGGUUAGUAUCAGCCCCAGUGUUAUCACUUCCAGAUGAACAAGGAAAUUUUGCAAAUGUAGUGGCAGAUGCUUUGAGCAGGAAAGAAAGACUGAAUGUCAAAAGGACUAUUCAAACGAUCGAGGAUAUGCUACGUGUCUGUGCUAUCGAUUUUAAAGGCAACUGGGACGAGCAUCUACCGUUAGUGGAAUUCUCAUACAACAACAGCUAUCAUGCAAGCAUCGGAAUGCCUCCUUAUGAAGCUCUUUAUGGACGUAAAUGUCGCUCACCCGUGUGUUGGGAUGAAGUAGGAGAACGCAAAUUACUUGGGCCAGAACUAGUUCAGCAGACGAAAGAAGUGAUUGAAACCAUUCAAAGAAGACUGAUUUCAGCACAGAAUCGUCAGAGAAAGUACGCGGAUCAAACCAGGAAAGAUAUAGAAUUUGAAGAGGGAGAAUCUGUAUUACUGAAGAUUUCGCCAUGGAAAGGACUAUCCUGA
Molecule: messenger RNA, 3081 nt
Organism: Daucus carota subsp. sativus
Lineage: Eukaryota; Viridiplantae; Streptophyta; Magnoliopsida; Apiales; Apiaceae
Exons: 4
Coding region: 1-3081 (1026 amino acids)
Biological process (GO): proteolysis
Molecular function (GO): zinc ion binding; nucleic acid binding; aspartic-type endopeptidase activity
Source: RefSeq, a predicted model, not a curated record